ACACCCGUUUCUCAAGUACGUGGGUAAAAAAUUCACCGAUUAAUGGCGAAUUUAGUUUCAGUCGAUUAAAAUACACCUUCGCCAUGGACGCUGUAAAUAUGUUCUCGUUUUAUAUUUUUACGUUACUUUUUUACUUACAAAUAGUAUCCGGUGCUAAUGAUAAUAUCUAUAGAUUUUGUGUGUACGAAUAUGAUGCCAGCGGUGUUCCUUGUCAAGCUAUUCAAAAAGGAAAUAGUUUGGUCAUGUGUGUGCCCGUUUCCGAUAGUGCUGAUUGUGCCAUGAAGAUUCUACGCAAAGAAGCUGAUUUUGGAAUUUUCACAGCCGAAGAAGCGUUAUUAGCUAUGAAAUUCAUCAACAACGAUGUCCAAGUCAUUGGCCAAUUGAGAGAUAGAACUCACGAUAAUGAAUCUUUUGCUUUCGAAACUGUGGUCGUUGUCAGAGAAAACUUUAACGGAGGAUUUGACGGUCUUCGAAGUAUGAAUUAUUGUCAUCCUGGGUUCGCCGAUGGACAAACGUGGAGUGAUCGAAUACUGAAAGAUUUCGAGAAAGCAGUCGUUCCAAGGAGUUGUCACGAAGAUUACGCGAAUGCUCAACAAGAGGUGUAUUCGAUCGAUAAUUUUUUCAAAUCAGUUUGCAGACCUGGACAAUGGGUUCUGGAUGAUUAUCUCGAUAGGAAAUUAAAGAAAAAAUUUCCCUCCAUGUGUGAUUUAUGCGAUGUACGCAGCAGAUGUUCGUACAGCGAUGAAUCUCAAGGCUCUCAUAUUGCUGCAUUGAGAUGUUUGACAAAAAAUGGCGGAGAUGUGACUUACGUUGCUUUGCAACACGUUAAGGAAUAUUUUGGAUUGAUUCCCGGAUACGCUCAGAAAGCAAAACCCGAAGAAUAUAAAUUUCUGUGCCCCGAUGGCUUUGCACGACCUUUAAAUCAACCUUGCACUUGGUUGAGACAACCAUGGCCUGCGGUAGUUGCAGAAAGAAGCAAAGCUCAAUCAUUAUCCAACAUACUACCUACGUUUUUAUGCGACGGUCCCGGUUGUCGAGGAAAAUGGCAAGAAGCAUUUACAAAACUAUUCGAAGACUCGACCAAUAAAUUCCACCCAAUUAACGUUGAAAAGACGCUCAUGGACAAUCUCGUAGAAGCUUUAAAUAAUAAAUAUAAUUCUAGCGAGAUCACCGAAAAACUUAUACGAGUAUUUUUAUCAGGUCGCACUAUCCCUCGUGAAGUUGAAGGAGAUGCUUGCCGAAGGGUUGUAAGAUGGUGUACGACUACUGAAGAGGAAAAUGAAAAAUGCACGUGGUUAGCUCAAGCGGUUACCGCUCAAGAUUUCGAACCGAGAUUAACCUGUGUACCGACCAGCAGCAUGUGGUCGUGUUUCGAUCUGAUUAGAAAAAAAGGAGCUGAUAUUAUCGCCAUUGAUAACGAUUACGCUUUUACCGCUGAAAGAGUAUUUAAUCUCACUACAGUAAUGUAUCAAGAUAACGUACUGAAUGGAAACUAUCUCAUUACUGCCGUUGUCCGAGCAGAUCGACAAGAUAUUCGAUCGUUGAACGAUUUAAAAGGGAAAAGAGCUUGUUUCCCAGAAUACAACGGAUUAGCUUGGAAUACGUUCAUCCAGGCUGCCCAAAAGAAAUCCAUCUUGCCUCAAGUUUGCCCCAAGAUUAAAGCAGUAUCUCAGUUUUUCAAAGAUUUAUGCGUUCCAGGAGCCAUCGACAAAGAUCAUAAGGAUUAUAACGUAACUGGUGUUGAUAAUUUAUGCUCAUUGUGUGUCAAAAAAUCGAAUAAUUCUAAAGAUAAUUGCGAAGCGACUUUUAACAACAAAUUUUACGGACAUUUUGGAGCAUUCUCGUGUUUGGUAGGAAGUAAUUCAACAUCAGUUGCUGACGUGGCUUUUGUCGAUUAUCGACAAUUGAUGUCGAAACAAAAUGAAGACGUGUGGAAAAAUAUAAAAAAGGCUGACUAUCGUAUUUUGUGCGAAAAUGGUACCUUGAUUCCGUUCCCUGAAGGUAAAGAUGCAGAUUUAGAUGAAAAAUGCGCAUUUUCCAAUGGAAUCAGAGGACAAAUUGUCACCAGAAAACAAAACAGUAAAGCUACGAUGCGCGAUAUUGCUGAUUUAUUACUCAAAAUGAAGGAUAAAUUUGGCGAAGUUGUUUCCGAAUACGAUAAUAUAAUACGAAUGUUCGGUUCGUUCAAAGGAAAGAAAGGUGUACUCUUACAAGAAACCACUGUGGACUUCAUAUCAAUUUACGACGACAACAAUCAUCAAGUGAAUUAUUUCAAAGAAUUGAGAAGCAGUGCUUUUGAAGAAUGUCAAGAAUCGUCAAAGAAAUCAGCUGCUAAUGUAAAUAAUAUAAAUUUAGCAGCUUCGUUACUUGUUUUCGUUGCAAUUUUAUUCAAUUUAUUAUAGAAUAGUAAGUACACUUGGAUUUUUAAAAUGUAAUAUAUUUAGGUAGGUAGUAUUUUACUAUAAUGAAGUUUAAUUGUAUUUUUGUUCUGUUCUAUUUUCUUUUUUUAAUUGAAGUAUGAAUUUUUGGAUUGUAAUUGUGAACUGUGGUAUCUCAAUUUUUCACUUAAAACUGCGUUUGCCCCUUUAAUUUUCAAGAUAUGCAACUUAUUUAUCGUUCGUAUCAGAAAUUUUAUUGUAAUGGCAUAUUGUACCUAUUUAAAUGAUCAAUUUAUAAUUGUUUACUCUUCAGAUUCCCCUUCUUGUUCCCCUCUGAAUCGAACUUUUGAUCAAAAUAAACAAUGAAAAAAUUAAUACCUAUAAUUAGGUGCUGAAUUAUACCUAUAAUCACACGUGUACACGAAUAUAUGGACAUUCAAUAUUAUGUAUUUUCCACCUGGGAUCAUCUCAUUUAGAACUGAUUUAAACAAGUUUACACUUAAAGAACUUGUUAUUAAACCUAAUUGACCUUAACCUUCAUCUCGAGUUUUAUAAUGUAAUGUAUAACAUGCGCUGAAAUUUAGCUUCUGGUAACGUUUAUUCCAAGAUUGCAACUUUUUAACAACAAUGCGAAUUAGUUAAUCCAUAUAUAUAGAUAUUUCAAGUA
Messenger RNA from Planococcus citri (citrus mealybug), 3045 nucleotides. Its product is annotated as transferrin-like. Bases 84 to 2402 code for a protein of 772 amino acids. Gene Ontology annotation, biological process: iron ion transport. NCBI's taxonomy places the organism in Eukaryota, Metazoa, Arthropoda, Insecta, Hemiptera, Pseudococcidae. Gene Ontology annotation, cellular component: plasma membrane; recycling endosome; early endosome. The transcript has 15 exons. The record is from RefSeq and is a predicted model, not a curated record.